Ostrea edulis (European flat oyster) is the source of this 993-nucleotide messenger RNA. RefSeq lists its product as uncharacterized. The record is from RefSeq and is a predicted model, not a curated record. The coding region runs from base 1 to 990 and encodes 329 amino acids. The transcript has a single exon. Lineage: Eukaryota; Metazoa; Mollusca; Bivalvia; Ostreida; Ostreidae.
AUGCCUUGGACUAAGCUGACAUCAUCAGUGAACAGAGCGGAACAUACCUCGGACGAUUUCUUUGGGCGACCGCUUCUUAUUGCUUGGGCCGCGUUGUGUCUUGUGAUUUCAUUUUAUAUAUACUAUUCUGGCAUCGUUAUGGAGGCGUCCUAUUCCAGAAAGUUUGCAUGGAACUUCUCAGUGACCGUAGCUCUAUUUCUGUAUGUUUUCAUAGGAAAACUAGCAAGUUAUUUGUUUGGCACUACAUCCAGGAACUCCACGGCGUUCAUCUUCAAACAAUUUGACUCCAUUUCUCUAGGACUUGCCGCAUUGGGGAUGACUCUAACAAACUACCAUUACGACCAGUCCGGGUAUUUUAGUGAGAUUUAUUUACAAACGGCAGCAAAAAUCCUGGCAGCGAAGUUAGUUAUUGCGUUUUACUGCACUUCUGCUUUCAGUUCGAUAUUUCAAUAUACAUCAUGGUUAGAGAUUACAUGCGCAGUUACCCUGUAUGUUCUCGCUAAUGCACCUGUUGUCUACAAACUUUGUAAUUAUGUCUCAUAUGAAGAGUAUUUUGUCAGUGCGAUUCUUGUGUUUUUGUGCAGUUUAACUCUACUGGUAUACAUAUCUAAUAUCUUUAACAAAAAAUCUGGUUUUCGACAAGGAUGCCCUCUUUGCGAUGUGCUGUUAUUUAUGACCAUGACAGCGCACGUGUAUGCUACAGUUGAUGACUUCUGUCUGAGAUGGAAAAGUAAGUUGUUUGAUUUCAAUGUCGAAAACAAAUUUGUGACUGUAUGGGACACGUGUGCAUUAUCUUCUUGGGUAAUUAUGGCCAUAUUUUGGUUUACAGCAUUUUCUCAAACCAUAUUUGCACCUAGGAUAAAAGGUGUGCAAUUCAAUCCGAAAAUGUCGUCGUUUUUCGGAAUACUUUUAUAUCAUCUGAAGAGAUUUCUAUGCAGCAAUAUAUAUGUACAUAUUCAUUACGCUACAAAUGAAAUAAUAAAUGUAUGAAAA